Molecule: messenger RNA, 1118 nt
Organism: Chrysochloris asiatica (Cape golden mole)
Lineage: Eukaryota; Metazoa; Chordata; Mammalia; Afrosoricida; Chrysochloridae
Gene: YIF1A
Product: Yip1 interacting factor homolog A (S. cerevisiae)
Exons: 8
Coding region: 184-1065 (293 amino acids)
Biological process (GO): endoplasmic reticulum to Golgi vesicle-mediated transport
Cellular component (GO): endoplasmic reticulum membrane; endoplasmic reticulum-Golgi intermediate compartment; COPII-coated ER to Golgi transport vesicle
Source: RefSeq, a predicted model, not a curated record
GAGCCAAUGGCAGGCGGCGGAGGAUGAUGCCACGGAAAUGGCGUCCGCGGUCAGCUUGGGUAGGGACGUGUCGGACUGAGAGGUAACCUCGGUCGAUGCCUUAGGAGCGGAACAGCUGCUUGAUUAGCAUUUGUACACACGAGGCUGCGCAACGGGCCCUCGGGGAGAGCGAGCGUCGCGGCCAUGGCGUAUCACUCGGGCUACGGAGCCCACGGCUCCAAGCACAGGGCCCGGGCAGCUCCGGAUCCCCCUCCCCUCUUCGAUGACACAAGUGGUGGUUACUACAGCCAGCCAGGGGGCUACCCAGUCCCAGGAGCCGAGGUGGCCUUCGGUGUCAGCCAACUGCUGGGAGACCCAAUGGCUAACAUGGCUAUGGCCUAUGGCAGCUCUGUCGCAUCCCAUGGGAAGGACAUGGUGCACAAGGAGCUGCAUCGUUUUGUGUCUGUGAAAAAACUCAAGUAUUUUUUUGCCGUGGACACAGCUUAUGUGGCCAAGAAGCUAGGGUUACUGGUCUUCCCCUACACACAUCAGAACUGGGAACUGCAGUACAGUCGUGAUGUGCCUCUGCCCCCGCAUCAAGACCUCAAUGCCCCUGACCUCUACAUCCCCUCGAUGGCUUUCAUCACGUACGUGUUGCUGGCUGGGAUGGCUCUGGGAAUUCAGAAAAGGUUCUCUCCCGAGGUGUUGGGCCUGUGUGCCAGCACGGCGCUGGUAUGGGUGGUGAUGGAGGUGCUGGCCCUUCUCCUGGGCCUUUACCUGGCCACCGUGCACAGUGAGCUGAGCACCUUCCACCUGCUGGCCUACAGCGGCUACAAAUACGUGGGGAUGAUCCUGAGUGUGCUCACAGGACUGCUGUUUGGCAGUGAUGGCUACUACGUGGCCCUGGCCUGGACCUCCUCUGCACUCAUGUACUUCAUCGUGCGUUCAUUGCGGACAGCAGCCCUGAGUCCGGACAGUGUGGGGGGCCCGGUGCCCCGGCAGCGCCUCCAACUCUACCUGACGCUGGGGGCAGCAGCCUUCCAGCCCCUUAUCAUAUACUGGCUGACUUUCCACCUGGUCCGGUGACCCCUGCUCCCCCUCUGGCACUGGGUUUUCCAUACAUUGAAGAUUUGAUCCUU